Messenger RNA from Soboliphyme baturini, 981 nucleotides. The record is from the annotation of a GenBank genome assembly. Lineage: Eukaryota; Metazoa; Nematoda; Enoplea; Dioctophymatida; Soboliphymatidae.
AUGAGUCUUCAACUGUGCUGCGACGGAGUUAAAUCACAAGGGCUAUGGGGAUUCUUGCAAUACAAGGGAUUUUUAGAAAUCAAGCAGCAGGAGAAUAUCGUCAUCGAUAAUAUGGGAAGGAUGAUUCUAGACUUAGUUGAAAUCCUGCUAAGCCUCGGAGAAUGCGCUGGUCUCUAUACGGGCGUUUUAGAGUGCUUAAAUUUCCCUAUGCAGCAGUGCCCUGAUGUGCUUACUUUCACCUUGCUGCAAGUCACGGUACCUUUGUCGACAUUGCGACAAGAUCUGCUGCUGUCACUUAUGCCGAUAUUUUUUGGUAGCCACGUGAACUCGUUGGUAGUCUUGAGUUAUGCUUGGAACAGCGUCGUAUGUUACCUAUCUGUUCCGCAACAUUUGUUUUCAAUCGAUCUGGCUUGUUUGGCGUCGCGAAGGGACUAUCUGAAGUUGGACAAGUGGAUGAACGAUAAGAUCGUCGAAAACGGAGUAGGUUUUGGCUUCGACUCGGGAAUGGGAAAACUGCCAAUGGUAAACUCGAUUGGCAGUGGUUUGAUCAACUCUGCUGUUUCGCAACAGUUUCCAAAUGCUGCAUUCGCUUCUGCUCCUUUGCCUUCCUUAUCUCCAACACGCCACUGUCAGCCGCUGAUCGGUGGCGUUCCAUCUGACGGUCCAGGUUUAUUGAAAGCUGUUCCCCCUCCUACCGGAUGGGGCGCUGGCUUCGCGAUGAGUGGGAAUAUGAAUAGUGUCAGUCCGGUUAUAAAGCAAGGAAUGGCAUCGCAGCCUGUCGUCAAUACUCCCUUCUCCGAUGCAACUAUGCCGGACAUAUCGCAGGUCUUCUGCGAAGAAGUUCAGAACGAAGCGAAUUCAUACUUUCAGCAGAUCUAUACGCAACCUCCACAGCCGUCUAUGUCCAUAGAACAGUUUCUUGAAAUACUCAAGCGCUUUCGCGAUUCGCCCGUCAAGAAAGAAAGGGUAUCGCUUCUUUAG